This is a messenger RNA of Lachancea lanzarotensis, 1629 nucleotides long. RefSeq names its product LALA0S06e08548g1_1 (gene RET2). Gene Ontology annotation, cellular component: COPI vesicle coat; cytosol. Gene Ontology annotation, biological process: endoplasmic reticulum to Golgi vesicle-mediated transport; Golgi localization; retrograde vesicle-mediated transport, Golgi to endoplasmic reticulum. The transcript has a single exon. Bases 1 to 1629 code for a protein of 542 amino acids. NCBI's taxonomy places the organism in Eukaryota, Fungi, Ascomycota, Saccharomycetes, Saccharomycetales, Saccharomycetaceae. The record is from RefSeq and is a predicted model, not a curated record.
AUGGUAGUGAUCGCUGUUUCCAUCAUUACAAGGCAAGGAAAACCCUUGCUUUCCAGGCAGUUUAGGGAUAUCAGCAAGGACCGUGUAACGGAGCUUCUCUCGAACUUUCAGGGACUGGUUAGCAGUUCUUCCUCGCAACACACCUUUGUAGAAGAUGAACAUGUCCGCUACGUUUACAAGCCGUUUGACGAUUACUACAUCAUUUUGAUUACGAAUCGACAGUCGAACAUAAUCCAGGACUUGGAUACAUUGAAGCUGUUUGCACAGAGUAUGAACUCAUAUUUAAGCAGUUUUGAUGAGCAGGAAAUCUUCGAGAACGCGUUCGAAAUUUUGGGUUCGUUCGACGAAGUCAUAACCAUGGGCUACAAAGAAAACCUGUCUUUGACGCAGAUCAACACAUAUCUGUCUAUGGAAUCACACGAAGAGAAAAUUCAAGAGAUUAUUGAGCGAAACAAAGAGUUCGAGGCAGCAGAAGAGAGGAAGCGGAGAGCCAAGGAAAUCUCCAGAAGAGAACAUGAACGGAAAAUGGGUAUACCCUCUACUAACGGUUUAGAUGCCAUGCGUUUUCACUCGUCAAACGACCCCAAUUUAUCCAACGCGUACAGUAGUUAUUACAGCCAAGCUUCCGCUGCAGCUCAGCAGUCGUAUUAUCAGACACAACAAAAAAGCACGGCUGCUGCAGACAUUCCGGUCAAUGUUUCGGACAGUCCGGUAGGAGGUGGUAGAGGACUCAAACUUGGCGGCGGCAGGAAAAGCGGCCUGAGCGCUGCGGCGUCUCAGUUACAACAGCCUGCUAGACAGAGCACAUCUACAGUCUCAGCCUUGCAGAUUGAGGAACCCGAGAAGCCGGCCAACAACGGUAUUUUAAUCUCCGUAAAGGAACUUAUCAGCGCACAAAUUUCACGCGAGGGCAAUGUUCAAAGUUCUGAGCUCAAGGGUAGUUUGGAGUUGCGUGUGAACAACCAGGAAUUGGCUCAUGCCAGAAUCAGCCUACCUUCACAUAUUGACGCCAAAGACAAGUCUUUCCAAUUCAAGACGCAUCCUAAUAUUGACAAAAACUUGUUUUUAACCUCUGGCGUCAUUGGACUGCGGGACCAAAAGAAGGCAUUCCCAUUCAACGACCAAAGUCUGGCUGUUCUCAGGUGGCGCAAAGUAGGGGUUACUGAUGACGCCGCUUUGGCACCAUUGCGCAUUUCUUCAUGGGUGUCUCCGUCUGCAACUGAUCCAGGUCUGUUUGAUGUCACAUUUGAACUUGAAACUGCAGAGGAGUAUGCGGAAGACCUUGAUGAUGUUCGUGUGGCGAUUCCAAUCUACACUGAAAACGUCCGUAUCAACGAGGAUUUCAAUGAUUUAGGCGCUACUGUUGGGAGCGUUGACGACGAGAAUGGAGUGAUUAUCAAGAUUGCUACCAUAAAAGCGGGCACGACAGGUGCUGUGUCACUCACGCUCGAAGCAGAAUACGAAGACGCUUUCUUCCCUGUUUCCGUCGCUUUCAGCAACUAUAGAGCUCACAAUUCCUUUACAGGCAUGGGUGUUGGCCAGGUAAUGAGCUCUCAAGAAGAAGACGGCGCUCAACUUCCAUUCGACGUCACUGCAAGUCUGAAAUCCGAAGAGUAUUCUGUGGUCUAA